UUCAGUCAAAAACACAACCACGGAUACCAAAACAUGCCUGUAUAUGGGCUCUGUUUCAAACAAGGGUCUCCCCCUGCUCAUGAAGUCGAUCAAAUUUGACAGUGAUCAGAAAAAACACCACCCAAAAAAGAGGGACAAGGGAAAUGAGAAUAAAAACAAGAGCAAAAAAGAAACGUCCCCGGGAAGGCUUGAACUUCCAACCUCCCGAUUAACAGUCGGACGCGCUAACCAAUUGCGCCACGGAGACUUGUUUAACAAAAUUGUCCUUGCCUUUUCAACAAGCACGUCUCCGUGGCGCAAUUGGUUAGCGCGUCCGACUGUUAAUCGGGAGGUUGGAAGUUCAAGCCUUCCCGGGGACGUUUCUUUUUUGCUUUUUGCUUUUUGCUUUUUGUUCUUUGAUUACUACUUAUACUUGUUUCCUUUCUUGUUUCCCCUUUCUCCUCUGGUUUGA
This is a messenger RNA of Penicillium hordei, 451 nucleotides long. RefSeq lists its product as uncharacterized. The transcript is spliced from 3 exons. The record is from RefSeq and is a predicted model, not a curated record. NCBI's taxonomy places the organism in Eukaryota, Fungi, Ascomycota, Eurotiomycetes, Eurotiales, Aspergillaceae. Bases 44 to 451 code for a protein of 135 amino acids.